This is a messenger RNA of Penicillium chermesinum, 1524 nucleotides long. RefSeq lists its product as uncharacterized. Bases 1 to 1524 code for a protein of 507 amino acids. The transcript has 2 exons. Lineage: Eukaryota; Fungi; Ascomycota; Eurotiomycetes; Eurotiales; Aspergillaceae. The record is from RefSeq and is a predicted model, not a curated record.
AUGAAAGCUAGCACGAGCCCCGCACCGUACAAUCCACCCACCCAACUCGGCAUGACCUCGAUGCUUGACAGAUUGUUUACUUGUGAUUUUGCGAACGUGUCGCUACCAAGUAUCCGGGGGCUUGGUCCCUGUGAGCGAUGCGGUGGUCAUUUCUGCUCAACCCAUCACCGCCCGCCAUUUCAUACUUGCGAUCACACACCCCUUCCAGAUGAUUUAUUUGAAGCCAACGUACAUGCUGAAGUGAAGAAUAUUCGUGCCAAAAUCAACGACAAGGCUGUUUGCGAGCGUGCAUCAGAACUAAACGGCGGUGUCCAGUGCCAGAUUGAGCACCCACCAGCAUGGGGACGCGAAUCCCUCAUGGGCUGUGCUAACUAUCAUGCUCGAAUCCGCUUCACCAACAACGGCUCUGUUUGGCUCCUUCGAGUGCCCCGAAUGAAUGGCAGUAUCCCUCAAUCACUUGUCAACUACCUAAUUCGCAGCGAAUACGCGACUCUCAAAUUCCUCGAAACGACCAAAGUACCUGCUCCUCGGGCUUUCGAUUACGGGAUCCUGGGCGAGGACGAAAACCAGGUGGGCGUGAGCUAUAUACUCAUGGAAGAAAUGCCUGGCAAGACUUGGAACCUGCAAGGCCCCGGUGGGAAGCGCUUUGCAGAUGAGAAAGACAAGGAAAGGAUUUGGAACGGCUUGGCAGAUAUCCUGAUUGAGCUCAAACACCAUCCAUUCUCUGAAGCUGGGUCCCUCCUCCCCGGCCCUUCGGCUUCCGAGCCAAUAGUCUCAGCAAUUGCUAGUGAGCGAUUUCUUGUUCUGAGUCCUUCAGGGCCGUUUGAUACAUCCAACGACUAUUACACUUCAUUCGUGGAGCAAAACAUGGCCUUGAUUUCUGAUGGCCAGCUUUUCGCAUCCUUUCCCGCAAAUGCCUAUAUAGUGUUUUCCUACAUGAAAUCUCAGCUAGAGGUCGCGGCAGCGAAACCGAAACAUGAUUCAGUGGAAGCUACAGAGCAAUUCUACCUCAAGCAUGUGGACGAUAAGGGAGAUCACUUGAUGGUGGACGACGAGUUGAAUAUCGUUGGAAUCAUAGAUUGGCAAAUGGCUCGCGUUGUCCCAGCUGACGAAGCAUUUGGGCCGUCUUUGGUGACAGCGGAAAUGGACGGCAAUUACAAUGGAACCUCAUCCUUGACUGUUCAUGAUCUCGUGUUAGCUCGUUUCUUGAAAGCUAAGGGGGCGGCUGAUUUGGCUGACAUUAUGAGCGGGAAUGAAAGACUACGGAGAUUCUUCUUCGGUCUUGAUGUUGAUCUUCCUUGGGAAGAGACGCUGCUACUCAUUCGGGGUAUUUGGGCCGCAUUUGGCGUCGAAAAGGAUACCGAAUGGAGUACUUGGAAAUGGACAUGCUUGAAAAAUACAACCAAGAUGACCGCCUUCAGCACAUCCUGGAUAGAUUUGGAGCAGGCCCGUGACAUAAUGCAAUUAUGCUUGUCUUUGAGAAUGGAUAUCGGAUAUUGUCGUUGUAUGGCUAUGUUCAACUAA